Molecule: messenger RNA, 1038 nt
Organism: Girardinichthys multiradiatus
Lineage: Eukaryota; Metazoa; Chordata; Actinopteri; Cyprinodontiformes; Goodeidae
Product: phosphoglycerate kinase 1-like
Exons: 3
Coding region: 16-1038 (340 amino acids)
Biological process (GO): glycolytic process; gluconeogenesis
Cellular component (GO): cytosol
Molecular function (GO): phosphoglycerate kinase activity; ADP binding; ATP binding
Source: RefSeq, a predicted model, not a curated record
UCACAGAACCUGGGCAUGGAUGUGCUGGAUAAGGUCGAUGAGAUGAUCAUCGGCGGCGGCAUGGCCUUCACAUUCCUCAAAGUCCUCAACAACAUGGAGAUUGGUACCUCUCUAUUCGAUGAGGAGGGCGCUGGUAUCGUCAAAGACCUGACGGCCAAAGCUGAGAAGAACGGAGUCAAGAUUACAUUGCCCGUUGAUUUUGUGACCGCAGACAAAUUUGAUGAGAAAGCCGCCACUGGCACUGCAACCGUUGCUGCUGGAAUUCCCGCCGGCUGGAUGGGUUUGGACUGCGGAGCAGAGAGCUCCAAGCUGUACGCUGAAGCAGUGGGUCGGGCCAAGCAGAUCGUGUGGAACGGUCCCGUCGGCGUGUUCGAGUGGGAUAACUUUGCCAAAGGAAUGAAGAACCUGAUGGACAAAGUGGUGGAGGAGACCAAAUCAAGCUGCAUCACAAUCAUCAGUGGGGGCGACACUGCUACUUGCUGCGCCAAGUGGGACACAGAAGACAAAGUUAGCAAUGUGAAAAGAGUCACUGGAUUCCUGUUGAGGCUGGGAGACAGCACCGAAAAGUCACGGCGACCGCAUAACUCGAUGGGAAAGCUUGCCCGGCAACAGGGGAUGAGCAGUGAGGCUAUCUCCACUAUAAAAACUGUGCCAAAGAACGAAACAGCUCUCUCCAAGACACCACUGAAAAAAAGCUUUUUCAGGACUUCUAAGCCCCAUAUCUGGGUGGAGGCCAUCACUUCCGCCCCGUCCACCUGUCAGGUGCCCUCGCCUGCUUUAAUGGUGGCAGCAGAGAGGGGGAGGCAGGAGGGAGGGGUGUUGAGUAGGAACAGUGGUCGACAAGCUGCUGGAUCCCAUCCCUGCCUUCAUGUGCCAACCCUGCGUUACAGUUUAUUUCGCAGCCUCCCCUCUCCUCCGCUAUGCUCGGCCAAGCCUCUCAGCAGGUCUCUCUCCGCAGAAGAGUUCUGUCGCCGUACAGGGCGGCAUCUCUGUGCUCAAACCCAAAGUGGCAAGCAGCCACCUCCACAACAUAACUAA